Molecule: messenger RNA, 745 nt
Organism: Molossus molossus (Pallas's mastiff bat)
Lineage: Eukaryota; Metazoa; Chordata; Mammalia; Chiroptera; Molossidae
Gene: TIMM13
Product: translocase of inner mitochondrial membrane 13
Exons: 3
Coding region: 62-349 (95 amino acids)
Source: RefSeq, a predicted model, not a curated record
GACUUCCGGCGCAGGUACAGGUCGGCGCAUGCGGCCUCGUGCCGGUUGACUUGGCGGAGCUAUGGAUAGCAGCUUCGGCUCGGAUUUUGGUGGCUCGGGCGGCGGCAAGCUGGAUCCGGGCCUCAUCAUGGAGCAGGUGAAGGUGCAGAUCGCCGUGGCCAACGCGCAGGAGCUGCUGCAGAGGAUGACAGACAAGUGCUUCCGGAAGUGCAUCGGGAAGCCUGGGGGCUCCCUGGACAAUUCGGAGCAGAAAUGCAUCGCCAUGUGCAUGGACCGCUACAUGGACGCCUGGAACACUGUAUCCCGCGCCUACAACUCGCGGCUGCAGCGAGAACGAGCCAACAUGUGACCGGGAAAUGUUGGGCCUGGCCCAGCCAGUGGGCUGCCCCCACCCGUGUUCGAUAUACAUAAAUGUGCUUUGUGGGGCAGGGGCCGGCUGUACGUGCUUCCUGUCCAUGGUUUAUGAAGAUGAGACUGAUGCUGGGACACUCGGGAUUCUGACCCCCACCCCCAACCUUCACUCAGCCGACCUGCCAGCGAGUUAUUUGGGGACUUAGGGUCCCUGGAAUUUCCCAAAGUGCUGACAGCUCCGUGGCACCUUCCUUGGUGUGCUUAGUCAACCUCAUGCCUUGACCAUGCAAUCCUCCUGCGGACCUGGGGCGGGGGGAAUGUAUGGUCAGACCCCACUUGAGCUGUGAUAUGGGAAUGGGCUGACAAAUAAAUUGUUGAGGGGUGUGUGGAGAGU